GCUUCAACUGUGACCCGAACGCAAAAACCCUAAUCCUAAAAAAUCGAGCAAAUCGCGUCCCCUUCUCUCUCUCUCUGAGUCUCUGGUGCUUUCGCUGCCUCCGUCUCCCUCCCCGACCGCGAAGCUAGCCGCUCGAUCCCCAUGGCGCCGAAGAAGGACAAGGCCCCGCCUCCGUCGUCCAAGCCCGCGAAAUCCGGCGGUGGAAAGCAGAAGAAGAAGAAAUGGAGCAAGGGAAAGCAGAAGGAGAAGGUGAACAACAUGGUGCUGUUUGACCAGGGGACUUAUGACAAGCUUCUGACCGAGGCGCCCAAGUAUAAGCUCAUCACCCCGUCCAUCCUCUCUGAUCGCCUAAGGGUUAAUGGAUCACUUGCUCGGAAGGCAAUAAGAGAACUCAUGGCCAGAGGAUUGAUCAGGAUGGUCUCUGCUCAUGCAAGCCAGCAGAUCUACACCAGGGCGACAAAUACAUAAGUGUCUUAGGCCCCCCUGCAUUUUCAGCUAUAUAGCAAUGGUUGUUUUAUGUCCUGCAUUGGUAAACUACCCUUUUCUUUAUCUCUGGGAUAUAACAUGAUGCAUAUUAGAAUUUAUGAGACAGGUUAGUGUUCUUUGAGAUUUUGAAGAAAUAGAUUAUUGAAGUUUCUGAUAGGCCAA
Syzygium oleosum is the source of this 648-nucleotide messenger RNA. Its product is annotated as 40S ribosomal protein S25-2-like. The record is from RefSeq and is a predicted model, not a curated record. Gene Ontology annotation, cellular component: cytosolic small ribosomal subunit. Lineage: Eukaryota; Viridiplantae; Streptophyta; Magnoliopsida; Myrtales; Myrtaceae. Bases 142 to 468 code for a protein of 108 amino acids. Gene Ontology annotation, molecular function: structural constituent of ribosome. The transcript has 4 exons.